Molecule: messenger RNA, 1053 nt
Organism: Oldenlandia corymbosa var. corymbosa
Lineage: Eukaryota; Viridiplantae; Streptophyta; Magnoliopsida; Gentianales; Rubiaceae
Source: the annotation of a GenBank genome assembly
AUGAGGGCAAUCUUUUGCGGUAACUUUGAGUACGAUGCUCGCCAAUCUGACCUGGAGAGGCUGUUUCGGAAGUAUGGGAAGGUUGAUAGGGUUGACAUGAAGGCGGGAUUUGCUUUCAUAUACAUGGUUGAUGAGAGAGAUGCAGAGGAUGCCAUACAUGGAUUGGAUCGCAUUGAAUUUGGCAGAAAGGGUCGUAGACUUCGUGUUGAGUGGACAAAGCAAGGACGUGGCAGUGGUCGUGAGAGCUUGAAAAAAUCUUCUUCUAGUUCAAGGCCAUCAAAGACAUUGUUUGUGAUCAACUUUGAUCCAUAUCAUACAAGAACAAGGGAUUUGGAGAAGCACUUUGAUCCCUAUGGCAAGAUACUGAAUGUGAGGAUCCGCCGGAACUUUGCUUUUAUUCAGUAUGAAACGCAAGAAGACGCCUCUAGAGCAUUGGAUGCAACCAAUCUGAGCAAACUUCUGGAUCGAGUUAUAACCGUGGAGUAUGCAAUGAAAGAUGAUGAUGAAAGAGGUGGACAUAGCCCUGAUAGGGCUCGUGGUAGGUCUCCUAGAAGAGGCUAUGAGAGAGCCCGGUCCCCUGCUCUGCAUGGGAGAGAGAGGGGUAGCCCUGACUAUGGGCAUGGGCAGGGCCAUACUCGAAGUCCUCGUAGAGAACGUGCCAGUCCUGAUUAUGACCAGGGACCUAGCCCAGUCCGCAAUGGAAGGGAAAGAAAUUCUGACCACGGUAGUGGGCGUCAUGCAAGUCCCAGAAGGGAAAAAGUGUCUUUGAAAAGCCAUGGAUAUGACUCAAGCCCCCGAAGAGAGAGGCGCAGUUCUGAGAACAACCGAAAGACCAGCCCCCGGGAGCAAGCAAGUCCUCCUCAUUAUCGGCGAAGGUCAAGUUCGAGUCCUCGAAGAGAGAGAAGGGAGAGGCUGAGUCCUGAUAAUGGAAAUAGUGCUAGCCCAGACUCAAAUCCUGAGGUCACAAAUAGCCCAGGAUAUGAUGGAGCAGAGAGCCCUUUGCCAGAACGGUUGAGGAGCAGGUCAGCUCCCCCACGAGAGAGGCAGUCGUGA